AGGAGGAGAUUCAUCCCUGCGUUUUGUAGAGGACGUUCAGCACAAAAAGCUGCUGGCUCACCUAAACACGGGCGAUCAUUUAUGGUAGAGUUCGUUUUAAAAGGCAACCCAGACGGUUGGUUCAGUUGUUUCAGAUGAAGUCAUGUCUGAGCCAGUAUCCAUGUUUUAUCUCGAGAGGUUUUUUUCCUCUUUUGUCUUCUGAUCGGAUUCCUGUUUUCCUGCACCCUGAAAUCAAACACAAUGUGGUACAGAAGUCACUUUAAAGCCGGAUGUGAAGCUAAAAAAGCAGGGCCCAGUUGUGACUCUGUUGGAUGGGUUCCGGGACACAAAUCAACCUGGUUCAGUAGCCUCCCUUGGUCUGGAAGCAGGAUUUCUGAUGGACGAAGACAAAGCACUGUGUCUGACAGCAGUGAUACAGGAAUUGGUACUUACUGCUCCGAGAGUUUGGAAGAUGACUCCAGUUCCAAUACAACUCCAUUGUUUUUCCUUCCUCUGUCACAACAUAACUUAAACAAGGAAGAAGAUGGCGUCCCUUCUGCUCCUGCCAUGUCAUCUCCUUCGUCCUCACCAAGAAUACUAAAAACGCCCUCUUUUCUACAUAGCCCGGACCACUGGAACAGGUCUUUGCACAUUAAUAAGCCAGCCACAUCUCCUGUAGAAGCACUAAGCAGUAUGGACAUGAACGGGCAUCAACCCAUCAGAAGGUCUUCCUCUUUUACUAAGCUGUCGUCAGGGGCUGAAAAGAACUCCAUGAAGACAUCCAACUAUUGUUACAGCCCAGGUAGUGAGGGCUCACUGGAUAGAGGUGUACUUCAUGGUUAUAGAAAAAAAAGUAGGGAUUCAAAUAUCAACCUUUACUUACCUUUAUCUUCUACCCUGAUCUGCAAUAGCUUGCUGCAGAGAUCUACUGAUGCCAACCCCUGCUAUGGGUACAAGCAUAACAGUAGAUCUACUGGUUUGAAAACAGACCUGUCACCCUCCUCAUCUCAUUCUUCUCCAGGUAAAUACAAUUUAAACUGCUAUAGUCCACAUGAGGCCGAAUCUUCUGGGGAAGGUCAACAAGUAUAUGGCCUCCAUUCAUCCCACUGGGCUGACUGGCCUGUGCCUCAGAGUUCUGAUAGAGGUACGCCCGUUCAGCCAGCUGUUCGAACACAGAUGUGGCUGACUAGGCAGUUGGGGUACCAGCCCAAACUGGAAAAUAGAAGUGAACCUGGUCAGAACAUUGCUCCAUGGACAGAAGACUAUGGUGUUGAUGGUCUCUCACCGUUGCAUCAGGAAUCCGGACCUAACCAGAUGCUCAUGGGAACUUUCAUUCCUGUUAACACUCUGCUGAAGGUUAAGGAGAAGCUGCUGAGGGAGAGAGAAUUGGAGAUACAAAGUCAAAAGAAGCAAAUCCUGCAGCUACAUGUCUGGAUCAGAGAGAAUGAGCAUAGAGCACAGCAGGUCCUGCACAUCCAGAGGGGACAAUUUGAUGCCCUCAACCCAAAUACUGAGGAGUCAGCAUUGAGAACAUCCUGCAAGCCACCAUCUGAUAGGCCAUGUUGUGAUAAAGAGCUUAGUAAGAAAUUAGCAAUGGCUGAGCUUGAGAUGCUCCAUUUAAACCUGUUUUUUAAGCAAGUCACCCUAAAAUAUACAGAGGAGAUCAGAAAACUGGAAGAAAAGAUAAAGACAAGGGAUCGUUACAUCACUAGUCUGAAAAAGAAGAGCCAAAGAGAGAGUGAGAAGAACCAAGAAAAACAACAACGUAUAGAGACACUAGAAAAAUACCUCUCUGAUCUGCCAACAUUAAACCAAGUUCAUGACCAGUCCAAGCAGCAGGAAAAGUUAGAGGAAAAAAGUAGGCAUCUUGAAAAUACAGUGUUCCAGUUACAGAAGAGCAUAGAGAAAGGAUGUGCUCUGAUUAAGAAGAAAGACAUCAUGAUUGAGAUGCAAGCCAAGACAGAGAAUGAGCUGAUUGCAUCUGUACAAAGCCUGCGGAAGAAAGUGCAGCAGUGUCUGGAUGAUGGGGUUAGGCUGCCGGUGCAAGAUUUAAAAAACCUUGAGGGGGAAAAUUUCCAGCUCCUAAAACAGCAAGAUUACAGCAGCAGGGUAUUAAGGAUACAGAAAGACGAAAUGGAGAGACUAACUUCACAACUAAUGGCCACCAGUGCAAGACUUCAAAAGAAAAGAGGUCCUGCUCACCCACAGAUGGCUUAUUCUCUGCAAAAGGAGGAGAACUUGGCCAGCAUGCUUGGAUUCUUCUCUCAGGAAAAAGGCAAGUUGGUGUGUCUCUCAUCUCAAGGAAGGAUUUCAGAAGUGGAUGAGCUGUUGAAAGAGAUGUCUUUGUGUCUACUUGACCUGCAAGGUUUCUGUAGCAUCCUGGUUCAAAGAGCUCAGGGGGAAGAACCCAACCUCUCUCUGCUUCUGGGAAUGAAAUCACUUGGUGUCUCAGCAGAAGAGCAGGACUGCCAGGUUGGUGAAGAACAAGAGGAACUGAGCUCCAAGCUGCUUGAAGUUGGCCUGGUGAGAAGAGAAAUUGAUGAGCUGAGGGGAACCAUGACGGAAUACUGUGCUCACUAUGUGGGUGAAAGCCGAGCUACACAGUGAACUCUCAGACUUUUCACUUUUCACUAUAUAAAGAAUAUGCUUGGAAAAGAAAUCCUACUUUUAGUCACACAUGUUCUGCACACCUAUGGGAUCAUCUGAAAGGUAUGGACAUGGAAUGGGGGUUGGAGUUUAGCCACUACUGUUGUUCCUGAUCCACUUCAGGAGGUAGUCGCAGAUCCACAACGGCCAUGAGAUGGAAAAAAAAAAGGCAGCAGACCUGGUCGCAAAAAGAGCAGCACCAGGUUAUGAUCCUCCACCUGCUCUGACAUAUAUUUUUGAUCAGCAGAUCUGAUGCAGAUAACAUGUUGAGGAUGGUGACACCAGCUUUGGAUGAAAAUGUCAAUAUUAUAUAAGACCACAUAAAAAGGAUUUCAAUACAGAAAUUAUAUAAAUGGCCAUGUUAUGGACAACACAAUCAUGGGUCAGACUUUACUGUUGUCCUAGAGACGGUCACUGAAGCCCUCUAUUAGCAGCGUCGGCAACAGCUGUUAAAGAAGCUGCCUAUUCUACGGUGUAUACAAGCGUAUAUAUGCAAAGGUAGGAAAAAUGGUAGAAAAAUGUGCACAAGCUGCAGGGAAAACAGCAAUAUUUUCUCUUGGUUUCUAAAUGACUAUGAUAUUGUAUGUAAACAUUUUUCUGCUGCUUUAAAUAAGAAAUAUGAUUAUAUGUAAUACUGGUGUAGAGCAUCUUGAGUGCAUGUAAAUUAACAAAUAAGCUAGUAAUUAUUGCAGUACAAGCCAUAGUUAAUGCUAUUAAUACUGUGUAAAGUGAUUUUUGAAACGUGGCAAAAUUUGAUUUACACUGUGCAGCCCACUGCACUGUGGCUUUUUCAACUGCAUUGUGGCAGAUCUGCCUCAGGGCUUUAACAGCAGUGGGUUGAUUUCAGCGUAGAUGCUGCUCUGGAGCAGAGUUUAAUACUCUCGAGCUGCCAAGUCAGAAUGAAUUGGGGAACUGUUAUUGUUCGAGAGAGAGAGAGACCGCUCAAUGUUUCAGAACAAUUUGCCCAAAUUGGCAUUUAAACAAUCCUCAUCAUUAUGCUGAAGACACAGUUGAUCAAUAGUACCUCGCGAUUGCAAGUCUUUACACAGGAUGUUCUCAGAUGGACAUGUUUCUUUUGCUGCAUGAUUCCAUAUGUUUAUUCACAGUUUUGAUGCAUUCAGUAAGAAUCUAUGUACAAUGCAAAUAGUGUUAAACAUAAGGAAAACCAUUAAAUGAGAAAGUGUGUCCAAAACCUUUAA
Molecule: messenger RNA, 3824 nt
Organism: Girardinichthys multiradiatus
Lineage: Eukaryota; Metazoa; Chordata; Actinopteri; Cyprinodontiformes; Goodeidae
Gene: cep85l
Product: centrosomal protein 85, like
Exons: 13
Coding region: 241-2586 (781 amino acids)
Cellular component (GO): centrosome
Source: RefSeq, a predicted model, not a curated record